AUGCGCACCAUCGACUUGAGCGAUAAGAUCCCGGGACUAGUCCUGAUAGAAGAUGCAGUUACUAUAUCAGAAGAAGCAGGCCUGAUUGAGUCUGUGAAUAAAGAGACAUGGUCGGGUUUAGGCAUUGGCCCAAAUCCUGAAUUGAAAAGACGCACACAACAAUAUGGACAUUUAUUUAGCUAUCGCUAUAGAAAGGUACUGGAAGAAUAUGGCCCCUUACCUGACUUUACCGACUUUUUGGUUGAUCGUAUCAUGGAAAACAAAUGGAUGCCUCAUAGGCCCAAUCACUUGCUUGUGAAUGAAUAUAACCCAGGACAAGGCAUUAUGCCACAUGUAGACGCUCCUGCUCUAUUUGGGCCUGCCAUUUUGUCGCUCUCUCUACUAUCAGAAUGCAUCAUGAAAUUCACCUGUGAUAACCAGAACAUUGAUAUCAUACUUCCUCGCCGAUCUUUGGCAAUUUUGACAGGUGAUGCAAGAUACAAGUUUAAGCAUGGAAUUUCAAAGGAUCUGAUAGAGACAACCGAUUCUGGCAUUGUUAUUGAAAGAGACAAGCGUAUCUCUUUUACAUUCAGAGAAAUUAUCGCUUGGGAGGUUGCUGAAAAUGCAACCUGUGCUGGCAACAAACAAUAG
Molecule: messenger RNA, 630 nt
Organism: Mucor velutinosus
Lineage: Eukaryota; Fungi; Mucoromycota; Mucoromycetes; Mucorales; Mucoraceae
Exons: 5
Coding region: 1-630 (209 amino acids)
Biological process (GO): demethylation
Molecular function (GO): demethylase activity; oxidoreductase activity
Source: RefSeq, a predicted model, not a curated record